UUCACAUCAAGUGUCAACAAGAACUCCAUCUAAGCGUCUUCCAAUUUCAACAGAGGCAAACAUCGCUUUGUCAAACGUCCACUAUUUUCACUCUCCAUAUUGGAUAUCGACAAAUGUACCAUUCUCAAAGGAUUUAUCUUGUGUUUUCAUUUGCAUGUUGUUGUUAUUUUGACGAAGCAACUUGCUUUUCCCUAGGACGUGGAGGCUGUCCUGUUGCUCCAUCAAAGCCAAAGUGUAGUCUAUAACUUUUGGGGGGAUCCCAGAAUUGUUCUGAAGUUCCCGUUUUGGUGUUGAUUUUGGUCCAGCGCAAAGCUUUGUUUGCGGAGGUUUAGGAGACAUGACAGCUCUAGCCGGGGGCAUACCGAGAAUGAUGCGCCCGACACACCACCAGAACUACCCGCGGGGAGGCUACUCUCUGGAAGUCUCUACCCCGUUAGGCCAGGGCCGGGUGAAUCAACUCGGCGGAGUGUUUAUUAACGGCAGACCCUUGCCCAACCACAUUCGCCACAAGAUCGUGGAGAUGGCCCACCACGGCAUUCGACCCUGUGUCAUCUCCCGCCAGCUCCGAGUCUCCCACGGCUGCGUGUCCAAAAUCCUUUGCCGGUAUCAGGAGACCGGCUCCAUCAGGCCCGGGGCCAUCGGAGGCAGCAAACCGAAGCAGACAUCCACCCCAGACGUGGAUAAGAAGAUCGAGGAAUACAGGAGAGACAACCCGGGAAUGUUCAGCUGGGAAAUCAGGGAUACAUUACUCAAAGACGGCAUCUGCGACAGAAACAACGUCCCCUCAGUGAGUUCAAUCAGCCGCACCAUGCGUUGUAAAUUCGGGGGAGGUGCAGGAGAAGACGAGGAAGACGAUGAUGAAAUCGAGAAGAGGGAAUUGGAAGAGAACGAAAGAAGGGCGAAACACAGCAUUGACGGCAUCCUCGGGGAUAGAUCCAGCCACUCAGACGAGGGUUCGGAUGUGGACUCGGAGCCGGGCCUGCCACUGAAGAGGAAACAGCGUCGCAGUAGGACCACCUUUUCAGCCGAGCAGCUGGAGGAGCUGGAGAGAGCCUUUGAACGAACGCACUACCCAGAUAUAUACACCAGAGAAGAGCUAGCUCAGCGGGCCAAACUCACAGAGGCCAGAGUACAGGUGUGGUUCAGCAACAGGAGAGCCAGGUGGAGAAAACAGGCAGGAGCCAAUCAGCUGAUGGCAUUUAAUCACCUGAUCCCUGGCGGUUUCCCACCUUCGGCCAUGUCGAGUUUGCAGCCCUAUCAGCUGUCAGACAGCCCCUACCCUCCCACCUCCAUAUCACAAAUGUCAGAGCAGCCCAGUACGGUCCUCAGGCCUCAGCCCCUCCCCCCCACCUCGGUGCACCAGGGUGGGCUCAGCUCCUCAGCGGGGGCCCAGGACGGUAGUUCUGCCUACUGCCUGUCUUCUGGACGCCAUGGCUUCUCCGGCUACUCGGAAAGCUUCGUGCCUCCGUCCGGCCACUCCAACUCAGUCAACCCCAGCAUCAGCAAUGGUCUUUCACCACAGGUAAUGGGGCUGUUGAACCCAGGAGGAGUACCCCACCAGCCCAGCCACCAGAGUGACUUUGCCCUCUCUCCCCUGACCGGAGGGCUUGAGCCCGGGGUUGGCAUGGCGGCCAGCUGCCACGGCUCCCAACGGGGCUUGGAGGGUCUGCCAGGCCUGACCAGCAUGCCCAGCUCCCAGUCCUACUGCCCACCCACCUACAGCUCACCAGCCUACGCCAUGGAACACCACCCCUCCUACCAGUACGGACAGUACGGACAAAGCAAGGUGCCUUUCAUUAUCUGAAACCCCAACAUGGCCAGGAGUGGACGAGAUCUCUGGCCAACCUGACAGUACAACUCCGGAGAAAUCCCCCCCCCCCCCCCCCUGCCUAUUCCCUACCCAGCCCCUGAGGAGAAGGGACAACCCAGAGAAAUGGACGGAGGGGGGUUGUUUUGGGAUGGGGUACCCUGGUUGGGGAUGUGGGGGAGUCUCAAUGGGAUAAUCAGAACCAAAGGGGAGCCCUCUCCAGUUACCUGGCUCUCGCCCCACUCGCACUUCACGUCAUGCUCUGAAAACCAAGCACGCCUUGCUCUCCAUGCUUGAAGAGAGAAGGAGAAGAAGAGGAAGUAAGGCAGAGGAUAAAUGAAAAAAGGGUGAAUAAAACAAAAUUCACUCAGUCAAGAUUCUGCCUUUGAUUUGUAAUAAGUGGGAGAGAGUGGGAGAGGACUUGCAAGCUGUUUUUCUUCCAUGGAUGCGCCUUCGAGGCCAAUGUGAUGGGAGGAAAAUACGUUUUUAAGGCACGAUCCUGAGGCUAACGGUGAUCUAUCUAUGGACCUGCAAUAGGCACACCGCUCACUCAGCCACAAUGCUUUAUUUAUGGCACUCACAAUGUCUUAGGGAAAUGUCUUAUACUGUACACUGAUACUAUGUAUUUUUUUCACAUGAUUUGGGGAAAUGAAAUUGGUUCUAUCAGGAGAAGAAAAACCGCCAUCAAUUUGAUUCGUAACAUGACUGUAGGGUUAAAGUAAAGGUCUGGACAGUGGACUCAGUCUUUCACCCAUCUCGGUUGAUAGUAGAGAGACAGAGAGAUAGAGACAUACAGUCGUAGAUGGAAGCUGCUUCAACCCAAAGAAGUGCCUCAGAUGAAAUGAACUGACACAUCUCCUCAACUAGCCUUCUACAUUCUUUUUGUAAUCUAUAUUGUAUUGAGAAAAACAAAGAUAGCUGGGUUGCUUGCAGGGCAGUGCACAGACCUUUUGGGGGGCAUGUGCUCAAACAAAAAGUAGGGUGCCCCCUCAAAGAAAUUCCCGCAGCAGCUUCAAUUUUUACAAGAGGCGAAAGCAGCACAAUCUGAUGAGCAAAGUAUUUCUCGAAACUAUUUUGAACUGGAAUUAAUGCUGCACUUAUUAAAAUUAAUGACCCACACAAUUCCAGUCAAAAUAGAAUAUGGUAAGAAAUACUGUUGCCUACCGUUACUAAAUCCAAAACAACUCCAUUUGUUGCCACGAUCAUGUAUCCCAGGGUUUUUCAUAUUCGUUGACCCGCGACCCCCAAAAAGGAGUGGUCAGCCUACAAAACAUGUAAACCCCAGCGCACGCACAUGCACGUGUGCGCAAAUGUAGCAUGUCAUUACAGUCACUUCUCUGGAGUCCAGAGCAAGCAAAGUCAAACGGCCUACUUGUAGAGGAGGUUGCAGGAUCGUAUGGAAAAUGAUGUCACUUUGGUGGGCAACCUGCCUGCAAAGUGCUUGUUGUCAGCCCUGUAGCCUGGUUCUUCGUUACAACUAUUGUAACAAAUUCACCAGAAAAUAUUACAUCUUCACUCCAUAAUAUUGAAAGCAGUGCGACGUUACAGCUGCUUAUCUUUAGACAUAUAGCCAGCAGUAGCCACCCAAAUUAGCCCUAUCUGAAAUUUGGAAAUUACCAAUCAAAUCGCCACCUAGCCUAUUGUUCGGGCAAAUAUGUGUCCAUAGUAGAUUGCUAAACUGUAUUUUAUAUGGAUGAUAAACGUAGGCCUACUCUGUAUUUGGCACGUAGAAUUGGAGGAAAUGAAACAAGUGUUCUGGUCAUUCAUCUGGAUAUGCGCGCCUGCCUUUGCGCGCCAAUGCUGAUUGAUGACUGGUCAUUGGUCAAAAAUCAAGAAGCACAACUUUUUGGUUCUGAAGCAUAGAUGAGAAUUUACCACCGAUUUGAGCGCACUCAGAACAACAACGACAAAAAAUGUAUACAAAAAGAAUAAUAUAUGCCACCACUGAAAAGGGCACUUUGGAGACUGGAAGGCUCAGAUCACUUUUAAAGCAAUAAGAAUCCUAACACAAGAUCCAUGCAUGUACAGGUAACUUUUUGCAGAUGGGAGAUUUGAGUAUAAAUCUGAGUUAUAUACACUCAAGUUAAGAUUCUGCCCGUACAGAUCUGGGACCAGGCUACCAGUCACAUAGUCCAGUCAAGUGUUAAUUGGACCUGAUGAAACAUACCACUUCUGUUCAUUUAGUAUUUAUUCAGUCCACCUCUGUUAGUAUCCCUGAUCUUAAUACUCAGUGGUGCUGGUGCUGACCCAUAAAUCUUAAACAGCAGAUCUAGGAUCUUAAACACAGGAAAUUGUAGGUUAUUUUUGUUUUUUAAAAGGCUUCUGAAGUUUAUAAUUUCCACUUUGAAACUUCAGACUUGUUUUUCAUUACGAAAAAUGAAUCAACCCCUACAUAAAUGUCUAUUCAUUAUAAUCCACAUAAUAAUUCACAUUUGCAGUUGCUGCAGCAGUAUUUUCCCACUGUAUCAAACUGGCUCAAAUUAAGAUCCUACAUCUGUACACCUAUAUUUUUCUGCCUCGUUUCUUUUGUAAACAUAUAUAAUUUUCAUUUAUGACUGCAUAAAAUGAUUUUGGUUGGAAUAUGUCUUGUCAAAUGCAGCACUAUUUACUAUUUAUAAUAAAAUAAAAUAAAAAAUG
Oncorhynchus kisutch (coho salmon) is the source of this 4444-nucleotide messenger RNA. RefSeq names its product paired box protein Pax-3-like. The coding region runs from base 338 to 1804 and encodes 488 amino acids. Gene Ontology annotation, molecular function: RNA polymerase II cis-regulatory region sequence-specific DNA binding; DNA-binding transcription factor activity, RNA polymerase II-specific. The record is from RefSeq and is a predicted model, not a curated record. Gene Ontology annotation, biological process: regulation of transcription by RNA polymerase II; anatomical structure development. The transcript has 9 exons. Lineage: Eukaryota; Metazoa; Chordata; Actinopteri; Salmoniformes; Salmonidae.